Babjeviella inositovora NRRL Y-12698 is the source of this 5186-nucleotide messenger RNA. It is a transcript of the gene GCN2, whose product is annotated as serine/threonine-protein kinase. Gene Ontology annotation, molecular function: ATP binding; protein binding; eukaryotic translation initiation factor 2alpha kinase activity. Lineage: Eukaryota; Fungi; Ascomycota; Pichiomycetes; Serinales. Gene Ontology annotation, biological process: DNA damage checkpoint signaling; regulation of translational initiation by eIF2 alpha phosphorylation. Gene Ontology annotation, cellular component: cytosol. The transcript has a single exon. The record is from RefSeq and is a predicted model, not a curated record. The coding region runs from base 26 to 4888 and encodes 1620 amino acids.
GCAAUUGGUACGCACCACGGACACCAUGAACUACGUGGAGAUCCAGGAGGACGAAUUCAACUGUGUCAAAGGCGUGUACUUUAUGGACGACGAGUUCGUCGACCGUACACCCACCAAGUCCGCGUGGAAAAACCAGAAGCCGCUGCCGGCGUUUGAUCUUUUGCUCCGCGCUGACACAGAUGCCGCAACGCCGGUACUGCUCAUUCUACGGGUGGAGAUGAAUCUGACGUAUCCCGCAACAAUUCCCACAAUCACAAUCCUCCACCCUACCAACCUCCUUGGUUCGCAGGUGGCGACUCUCACCAAAAUGGUGCACGCCACGGCGAUGGAACAGCGUGGCUCGGAAAUGGUGCUCAUCAUCGCAGACGAGGUGAAAACAAUGCUCAACCAGUUCCAGGAGGAAGCAACCGCGCCACAGUCGUUGGGAGAGGAGCGACGCCAACGCUUAGAGCAGCAGAGGCGGAGUUUCCACGCGCGCGAGGAGGUGAAACGCAUCCAGGAGGAGGACACGGUACAGCGCAACCUUGAGACGCUCUCCAGCACGAUCGACGAGAUUCAGGCGGCGCCGGAACCCGCGGCGCCGCUAGAGGACCACCUCUUGCCCAACAAUGUGAUUGAAACGGUGAACGACUUCUUCAUCUUCGACAAGACUAUUGAGGACAGUUUGCCCACGCUCAACAUUCCGUUUGUGUUCCGGACCGUAACGGGCUUGAUCCAGAUUGCCCUGUCAGACUUGCUCGGCAACAUGGGCAAACAAUUCUUGGUGAAACCGUUCAUCCACCCGGAUUCGCGCGUCGCGAAGCACAUCAAAAACCAAGGCGGCGCGUUCAACCGCAAAGAGGGGGUUCUCCGUAAUGCGGACGAGGAGGACAUCAGUCUGGUGUAUCUCCUAACCUUCAUCGAGCUUCGUAACCCGCACUGGCUCACCGACACGGGAAAGAACGAGCUUCGCGCGUUGGAGAGCCAGAUGGCCGAGUUGGUUAAGCUUCGCUACGACAACCUCUCCAAGCUCUUUGCAUUCCAGAUCGAGAAAAAGACCGAGCUCGGGAGCUGCUACUGGAAGCUCAGCCUUCUCACCGAGUAUUUCCCCAUGGGAACUCUCAACGAUCUCCUCGGCACCAUCGAGCUUGCCAGUCUCCUGAACGCGCGCUCGUGGACACUCCUGUUGGUGUACUGCCUCGACCAAUUAUUCUCGCGUGGCGUCAUCCAUGAGUUCAUCAACACCCACACAGUGCAAUUGUUCCGCAAUCCGGACCUCGGCACCACCGCCGUCAAGCUUGCGCACCCGACAUACGGCUUCAAGCUCAUGGACAUGCUCAACCGCCACCCGAACUCGGGCUCAUCUGCGUACGACGCCAUCGAUGUCGGUUUGGGCCGUGGCUGGCGUGCGCCCGAGCUCAAGGGUGCGCACAAGAACAAAGAGGACGCCCAUACACGCAAGACCGAUAUUUGGGAGCUCGGCGUGCUCUUUCUCGAGAUGAUCUGCGGGCUUGACACCUUGCGUGAGUACGAGUCGCCCGAGAAGAUUCUCUCGAACGGCAUUCUCGUUGAAUCCAUUGGUGAGUUCUUGAGCAAGAUGUUGAAGCCCGAGUCGAAGAAGCGCACAGACCCGUCGUACUUGAUCCACACCCAGUUUUUGCGCGAAAGCGUAAACGAUGAGAACAUCUUCCAACAGCGGCCGCAGAGCGACGCCACCAGUGAUUCGGAUAGCGACGAGCUCGUUAUGUCCACCCAUUCUCAUUCGGCUCACUACAAGAAACACUCCUUCAGCGGAGGUAAGCCGAUGACUGAGGACCGUUUCACCAAGGACUUUGACGACAACGGGACCUUGGGUUCUGGUGCCUUCGGUAAGGUUAUCAAGGCGCGCGGUAAGAUUGACGGGAACUUUUAUGCCAUCAAGCAGAUCAAGCACGUAUCUGACAGCUCCAGCGUGCUCAGCGAGGUGUCCUUGUUGUCGCGGAUGAAUCACCAGUAUAUUGUGCGGUACUACAACGCGUGGUUACAGGACGACUACUCGGGCGACUCUGCCAUUGGGUCAGAAUCGGAGUACGAGACGGAGUCGGAUUUAGAAUUAGAAUCAGAGUCUGGGUACUACUCCAACCCGCGUAUCAGCUUCACGAAUAGCUUCUCCAAAGAUGUCAGUUUCUCCAGAGAUGCCAGCUUCUCCAGAGAUGCCAGGGACACUUCCGGCUUGGACUUUAUAUCCAGUUCGGUCAACGGCCCCGAAAUCGUCUUUGGCUACUCUGCCGACGGAAAAAGCACCGUGAGCGAACGGCCCAAGGCGCGAAAACCCAAGCGCAAACAGAUCUUGUACAUACAGAUGGAGUACUGUGAGAAGAACACGUUGGCGGACUUGAUUGCCCGCGGCUUGCCACAGCAUUCGGACGAGUACUGGCGCCUCUUCCGCCAGACGUUGGAGGCACUCAUGUACAUCCAUUCACAGGGCAUUAUUCACCGUGACUUAAAGCCGGUGAACAUCUUCGUGGACCAGUCGAACAAUGUAAAAAUCGGGGACUUUGGGUUAGCCCGGAACGUGCACUUUUCGCUCAUCUCCACCUCCAAUGCCAAGAAGCCCGACCAGCAGGAGAAUUUGACCAGCGAAAUCGGCACCACGUUGUACGUGGCGGCCGAGGUGAUCAACGGGAAGGGUGACUACAACGAAAAGGUGGACAUGUACUCGUUGGGGAUCAUCUUUUUCGAAAUGUGCUGGGAGCUUAAUACCGCCAUGGAGCGGGUCCAGACAUUGCGUGAGUUGCGCACCCCCUCUAUCAACUUCCCUGCCUCCUUCGCCACCACCCGCUUUGCCAACGAGCACAAGAUCAUCCGCAUGUUGCUCAACCACAGCCCGGAUGUUCGGCCGGGUGCCGACGCGGUGUUGCGCAGCGGAUUGGUACCGGUACCCCAGAAGGACGAGAUUAUUGAGGAGGCGUUGCGGUCGAUCGCUGAUCCGUCGUCGCCGUGGCAGGAGCAGGUCCGGCUGGCGUUAUUCCACCAGCAGUACGAUCUCGCAUCGGAUGUGUUGUUUGAGAAGGGGCGCACAAAGUACAGCACCGCGUUUGACUACAUGUUCCAUGCCAAGUUGCUCGGGGCGGUGACGGACAUCUUCAAGCGGCACGGGGCAGUGGAGAACCUCGGGCGAAGUUACGUGUUCCCCAAGGCCCUGGUGUACACCAACGAGUUGCAACAACCGGUGUACGAGAUCCUCGACCGAAUGGGGUCGGUGCUUCAGCUUCCGUUUGAUCUCACCUUCCCCACUGCCCGGCAGCUCGCCUCAUGUGACAGUCCGAUCCAGAAGCUCUUCCGAUUUGAUUACGUCUACCGUGCAGUCUCCAGCUCCUUUUCUGCUCCACCCCGAUACGGCGAACUUGACUUUGACAUUGUGACCAACGAUUCGCUCGACUCCGCCUUCUACGAUGCCGAGUGCUUGAAGGUUAUUUCGGAGAUUAUCGAGAUGACGCCUUGCUACAAUGCUUCUAACGUGGUGAUUGCGCUCAACCAUGCAGACAUUAUUGAAUCCAUUUUUGACUACAAGCGGAUUGACCCGGCCAAGCGGGUGGCCGUGGCCCAGCACUUUUCGCAAGCCGGCUACACAAAAACCAUUAAUGACAUCAGGAAGACUCUUAGCGAAACUCACUCUAUCGGUUCAACCACCUUUAACGAACUCGCAAACUUUUACUUCCGCGCAGAUAUCAACACCGCCAAGGCCAAGCUCUUGAAGGAGUUCAAGGACUGGCCGGAAGUGCACCGGAUCGAGUCGGCGCUCGGGUACAUCUCCAAGAUUGUCACUUUUGCCAAAUCCUUUGGCAUUAACAUUUCAUUUGAAGUCAGUCCCUGGGGCAACUAUAACUACGGCUUCUACCGCGGCGGGGUGAUGUUUUUGGUGCACGAGAAGGAGAAACCGCACACGGUCAUUGCUGGGGGCGGGCGCUACGACAAGUUGAUCUCCAAGAUUGGGGUGGCCCGAGGAAAGAAGCCGGACAAGGUACCGCGGGCUGUGGGGUUCCAUUUGGCGUGGGAAAAGUUCUAUGACCGCAUGAAGCUGGAGCUUGUACGGAACAAGAAACUGUCCAAAAAGCGAGAGAAUGCCUACAGUAAGUGGACCCCCAGCAGGUGUGAUGUGCUUGUGGCCAGCACCACCAAUGCUAGCUUGAAGCCGGUUGGGGUGGACAUUUUGCGGCGCUUGUGGACAAACGGGAUUAGUGCGGAUGUUUUGAGACACGCCAGCGCCAUUGAAGACAUCGAAGCGUCUGCUGGUGACGACGGGGCAAACUGGAUCUUGAUCCUCAAGCAGCAGCAGUCUUCGUUGAUCAAUGCUCGCAGUGUGGCGAAACGCAAGUACAAGGCAUAUCGGGUAAAGAACAUGGAAACGGGGGUGGAUGUGGAUCUCGACUUGGAGGAGAUUGUGCCGUUCUUGAAGACCGAAAUUGCCGAGCGGAAUGACAGAAAAUGCACCCAGCCGGAAAAACAGGAGUGCUACGAUGACGCCAUGGAAGAGGAGAGUACGCAGGUGGCGGUAACGUUUGACCAGAAGUGCAUCAUUGUGCCAAACGAAGCGACCAGGACCAAUAGGAAGAACAACCGGAAGGAGCAGUGGGUGGUGGAGGAGGCGUCUAAGGAGGCAUCGUCGCUGCUUAUCAAUUCUCUUGCUUCAGCGCCAAUUUUCACGAUUGAUGCCAGAGAUGAGGUGUUGGAGAUGAUCAGCAUCACGUCGUUAGAUCAGCCAGAAGAAUGGAAGCGAAAAGUCGGUGGGGCUUCUAAUGCCACUCCGCGGAGUUUUGUGAACAACAUGUAUCUCUCAUUGAGCAAGGAGGCACUAAAGGGUACCCGUUGGGCCGUGCUUUUUGCGCCAAAGACAAACAAGACGUGUAUUUAUGAUUUACAAAGGUGAGAUGGUGCCGAGCGAGGGGAUUUCUCACUUGUAUUUAGUUUAGUACAACUGGAUAAGGACUUAGAUCGGAGAGAAUGAGGGUGGUGAACUGCAUAUUGGCGUGUAUCUGAAAAUAGCCGACCUGAGUGGUUUUAAAGUAUGUUAAAUUGGAUGGAAAACAUUUCGACGAUGGCGUUAUAUGCGGCCAGGCAUAGAACGUUCUGUCACUGACUUUGGAGCAGUACAAGGAUGAACGUUAGGGAGUAAGCAAUAACCAAAGAUUCUGAUUCUUGAGAUGCAUUAUAGUAUUUAUUAUAGC